AGCAACACAUAAAAAUCUCACUCCGCCUCUCCAGUCUCCUCUGAGCUCUUCAAAUCCGAUCGGACUCUUCCUGACCAUGUCGAGCCACCGGAACCUUCAGGGAAACAGCUCCAAUAGGCAAGCCGGAGGAAGCAAGGGGUUCGCCAAAUCCCAAAAGGUCUUCGUCCCCAAAAUCCAAGACCAGAAUCGUCCGAGAAGCCCUAAAUCCCCGAACCCCACGCUCUCCUCCUCCCUCCGGCAAUCGCUAUCUCAGCCGUCCAAUGCCGCUGCUGCUCCCGCGCCGUCGGCGACGAGUAGUAGCAGUAGUAGAGUUCGGAUGGGAGAGAAAGGCGAGUGGGUGUCGACCAAGGGCAAUUUCGUCAAUUACUUGCCCCAGGAUGAGGCUGUCGCCGCUGGCCUCGGCGCCGACGAAGGCGGAUUGGACGCCUUGGAGUCUCAGAGAGUCGUCGAUCUUCUCAAUAGAGAGCUUUCUCGAUUGCUCAAGCUAAACCCUAAGGAGUUUUGGCGGCAAGUGGCUAGUGAUACUUCCCUGCAUGAGUUUUUGGAGAGCUUCCUGCAGUUUCGUAGCAGGUGGUAUGAUUUCCCUCAUCGCGGAGCCAAGGACACGGUGGCAGGGGUCAUUGUAGGGGAGUUAGAACUGAGCCGCCGUGUUUUUAUGGUAUUGUAUCGAAUAUCUUCUAACAGGGAUCCCGGUGCUCGGGCUGCUGAUAGUCUCAGUACGAAAGACCAUGCAGCUCUUUUGCAGGAUAAGAAGCUGCUUGACUUGCCUAAGUUGCUAGACAUAUGUGCUAUAUAUAGUCAUGAGAAUGAAGAUUUGACGGGAGUGUUGGUUGGAAAUGCAGUGAAAGCCCAUCCUACGAUAUUUGACAAUUUGACUGCCUUGGCAUCACAUUUCCUAAGCAUUGUACAAACAAUGUAUCAACGCAGCAGCACGGCAUUAGAGGCCCUUUUUCUCUCUGGAAAUCCUGAAGAACACGGAUCUAGCCGUCUGCUUGCUGAUUUACUGGAGGUUAUGGACUUCAUUAACGAUGCAAUUGUAUCCAUGGAUGCUUUCUUAACUGCAUACAAACCAUCCGCAAUAUUCUUCUUGUGCCCUGUUGAAAAAAGUUAUGGGAGCGAGGAAUUACUGAGCACUCUAACAAGGUUGCAUGAUUCAUUACUUCCAUCUUUGCAGCGUGGGUUUCAAAUAAUUUUAGCAGCUGGAGAAGAUAAAAUGGUGUCAAAUGUUGCCAUUAGUUUGAAGAUGCUAUCUUUUAGAAUUGUCAAGUUUGGAUGGAAACUAUUGGACUCAUGCUAUCUAAGUGAUGAGGUCUUCAAAGAAAAUAUCCCCAUUCCUGCUGCCGCAGAGAUGUUCCCAGCUAAACUAGAGGAUCCUGUUAUUAGAGCAGACAUUUUGGUUCAAAUGUUGAGAGAGAUUAAUGGAAUUUCAGUAGGCGCUAGAGAAAACCAGACUAGGGAAACAUUUCUUCAAAAUGUCGAGAAGAACUUCAAUAUGAUUGGCAGAGUGGAGAAUUUACAAAAUCAUGGAUGGCUAAUCAUGGAUGAUGAGCAGUUGGGGUAUCUAUCAGGAAUACUGAUGUGUUCUCAGAAGGUCAUUGGUAAGCCGCACACCAAUGCGACGAGCACUUUAACAAACAACAAGGUAGCCGUGGAUGAAGAUUUUGCAAUUAAGGAGUCGAAGAUUAGUCAAGUGAAGGACCUCUUCCCUGAAUAUGGAAAAGGGUUCUUAGCUGCUUGUCUUGAAGCGUACAACCAGAAUCCUGAGGAGGUGAUUCAAAGGAUUCUUGAAGGAACUCUUCAUGAAGACCUGAGGUCCUUGGAUACUAAAUUAGAGACGAUGCCAAAACCCAGGAGUGCUACUGUUUGUAGGAAUGAUAAAGGAAAAGGAAUACUAGUUGAACCUACAGCAUCCACCAAUACUAAUACGGUGGUUGCCAGUAGGGUUCAACAAAAUGGAGUUCCUUCAGUUUCAUCUUCAUCUUCACAGGGAAGAUUUGUUAGGAAAUCUAAAGCUGACUUGCCUGUUUCUGACACACUUGAUGACAAAAACGAAAAGUAUUCAGCCAAGACUGCUGCUCUUAUUUCACAAUUCGAGUAUGAGGAUGAGUAUGAUGACUCUUUUGAUGAUCUAGGACUGAGUGUUGGAGAUUCAGGAGUAGGGGAAACCGAGUCAUAUGGUGAAAAAAGCAGUUCAAACAUGGGGAAACCUUGGGAGACACGAACUGAAGGUUCAUCUCAGAAUACUAGUUCAAAAUGGGGUUCCAGACAGAAUCCCCAAUAUUAUGUCAAAGAUGGCAAGAAUUAUAGUUACAAAGUAGCAGGUUCAGUUGCAGUUGCAAAUAUGGGUGAGGCAUCGUUAAUUACACAAGCACAACAAGAAUUGAUUCAUGGUCUUGGUCGUGGUGGCAAUCUUCCUCUUGGUGCAGUUAAAAAGCUGACGGAGUACUCUGAGCAGCAAGGUAGUCACUUGGAUACAUCUCAAUCUGAAGGGAGAGGGAAAUCCAGGAGCUGGGGAAGAGGAGGAGGAGGAGGAGAAAGAAGAAGUGAGGAGCAAGAUAAGCACUCUGAUAAUUCUCAGAGAGAAGGGAGAGGGAGAGGGUACGUUGGGAAUUCCAGGGGACAGGGAAGAGGAAGAGGGGGAAGAAGUCGAGGGCACUCAGGUGAAGAGCAAGAUAAUAAACAAACUAGUGUUUCUGAAGUAGAAGGAACUGAAAAUGCAGUGAAUCAAAGGGGAAGAGGGAGGAGAGGUGGGGGAGGAGGAAGGAGUAAUCAUUACAGGAAGGACCAGGCCAUGAAAAAACACUUUUCUGGGUUGGGCGGUCUUUAGAUAUGUAGAGCAACUCCAGUAAUAGCACGAAACCUUCAUGGCGGCGCAUCUAGGUUGGUGUUUCUCGACCUUUAUACUGAGAUUAUACGUCUUGCAAGGUAAUACAGCCAAAAUUGCGAAACCCACGACUAGAUAAUACACGAAGGAUAUUAUGAUAUCAAUGUUUCCAAAGUUGCACAAAAAAAGCUGCUGCAUCAAUAGGUUUUGCUUUCAUUUGGUCAGUUUGAAGUAGUUUAAGUUUGUACCGCUAGAGCUUGAAACAGUUUCACAUUUUAUUUCUUUUUGAAAGAGUUGCUUUCAGCUAGGUUUCGUGUCUUUGCUGUUCAUUUGGGCUUCUUCGGCUUUGAUCCCUGCUGUUUUUUCGUUCUCAAGCAGCUCUAAACAUGUGCUUUAAAGCAGAAGAUUUUGAAAAAGAUGAGCAGAACUUCAAGAAGAAUCAGAAUGGUACUUUAUGCAAAGUUGGUAUCCAAAUUGCGAUUCGACUCUUGCAGCUCAAGUCUACACAGAAACAGUUCGCAGGGUAUAUUUCGCAUUGUGAAAAUUGCUGGUGUUUGUAUUCCUACUUGGUGCUUGGGGCUCUGAUUCUUUUGAUCCAGUGGUGUUUGCUAUGGUUAUGUUCCUCUCCUUUGUAAACCAGAAAUGAAAAAAUAUAACCAAAUUUAAAUUGUUUC
Messenger RNA from Fragaria vesca subsp. vesca, 3498 nucleotides. RefSeq lists its product as uncharacterized. The record is from RefSeq and is a predicted model, not a curated record. Gene Ontology annotation, molecular function: ubiquitin binding. Bases 77 to 2827 code for a protein of 916 amino acids. The transcript is spliced from 9 exons. Lineage: Eukaryota; Viridiplantae; Streptophyta; Magnoliopsida; Rosales; Rosaceae.